Molecule: messenger RNA, 2838 nt
Organism: Mercenaria mercenaria
Lineage: Eukaryota; Metazoa; Mollusca; Bivalvia; Venerida; Veneridae
Product: maleylacetoacetate isomerase-like
Exons: 8
Coding region: 16-687 (223 amino acids)
Biological process (GO): glutathione metabolic process; L-phenylalanine catabolic process
Cellular component (GO): mitochondrion; cytoplasm
Molecular function (GO): glutathione transferase activity; maleylacetoacetate isomerase activity
Source: RefSeq, a predicted model, not a curated record
CAUUUUUUUUCCAAAAUGGCGUCCAAACCAAUCCUAUAUUCAUACUUCAGAAGUUCUGCUUCUUGGAGAGUUAGAAUAGUGCUAGCAUUGAAGGGAGUAGAAUAUGAGUAUAAAGCUGUAAAUCUUGUCAAGGAUGGAGGACUACAGCAUUCAGAAGAAUUCAAAGCCAUCAACCCAAUGGAACAGGUGCCAGCAUUUGUCAUAGGGGAAACAGCUCUCACUCAAUCACUUGCCAUUAUAGACUACCUGGAAGAUAUGUACCCAAAGCCAGCCCUUACACCACAGGAUCCUAUUAAAAAAGCUCAGGCACGUGCUCUUGCAGAGCUAAUUAGUUCAGGUACCCAACCUUUAACCAACUCCACUGUUAAUAAGGUCCUGUGUAAGGGAAAUGAGGCUAAGACACAGGAAUGGUGCCAGUUUUGGAUUGAUAAAGGAUUUACAGCCUAUGAGAAGAUGGUGCAGAAUACUGCUGGCAAGUAUUCAGUUGGAGAUGAUAUCACUAUAGCUGAUGUCUGUCUAGUACCUCAACUCUAUAAUGCUCAAAGUUGUACUUUCAGAUUCAAAGUAGACAUGAGCAAGUUCCCAACCAUCACGAGAAUAAUCAAUACAUGCUCAGAAUUGCCAGCAUUUCAAGCAGCGGAUCCACAUGUCCAACCAGAUUGUCCCGAGGACUUGAGAAAACAGUGAUACAGCAUGUGCGCUGUAACAAAGAGAGAUCAUCCAUAACAGCUGAAAUUUUGAUGUAUAUCAGGGGACCAGCUAGCUCAAAAUGUUUCCAUACCCAAUAUAUGUAGAAUAUGUAAAACAUAUCAAAAAGACAACUAUUAAUAUUUAGUGCAGUUACAAAAGUUUUAAAAAAAAAGCUUUAUCUUACCUUUUGUAUUUAAGCAGUUGAAUAAUUACACAAGUGCAUUUAGGUUUAACAGCAUGGUGAGGGAUUGUACUUAGUUUUGUUGCAUUAGGGGCCAUACACAUAGUGCUAAUAAUGUUUACUCUGUUUACUUAUCAAUGUUUCAUAAAGGGGAGGGGGAUGGGGUACGGGUUUAUGUUGAAAAAUUUAGAUUUUAAGGCAGCAAAACAUUAGUUACGGAAUGAAAGUUUUUGUUAAAUUUCACUGACAUUUUUUUCAGCCAAGACAGUAAGAAAUGUAUUAAAAUUUACCCUGUUGCCAUGUUCCAUCUUCAUUUACAUUCACACCUUGUUCGCUGGAACUCGACUGGACCAGCAAAAUUUGUUCAAGUUAUCGGCAGUUAGAGCUAAAAAUUGGAAUUACUCUAGAUGGUACAUACAUACUGAUAAGUGAAAAAAGAAUUUGCAUAUUAUCUUGCAUAAUACUAUUUGUUUGUGUUGAAGUCCUGUUUUGCUGGAUCAAAAAAAUCAUUGUUAGAAAUGUAUGUAUUACUAUUGUUAGAGAAUUGUUUAGGCUUUUGUUUCAUAGCAUACUUUUGAACCAGUAAUGCAGGUUGUUUGUAGGGUUUAAAGGUCAUCUGUGUUUUUAAUUUAAAAGGAAUGAUGGAGAGGUUGAGAUUUUGUAAGUGUAUAUGUACGUUUGGUAAAUCCAUAUAUUAACCCUUAGCCUGCUUAAUUUCUAAAAUGGACGUGGUCCAUCAUACAAUUAGGGCAAUACCAUUUAUUAUUUGAAGGGGUGCUCACUGAAAAUUUACUGAGCGAACAGUGCAGACCAUGAUCAGACUGCACAGAUGUGCAGGCUGAUCUAGGUCUGCACUGGUCGCGAAGGCAGAAUCACUUGCCACCAGCAGGUUAAACUGAUGAAGUGUCAGAAUUUAGAAUAUUGCAGGGUAUUCAUAAGUUAUAGCAUUACACUUUCAACUGUACCUGUAAGAGCAAACAUUCAUGUUUUAAAGGUGAAGAUUUACCUGAAGCAAGUGAUUCAAAAGUUUUCAGACAGUUUUAGCAGAUGCUUAUUAUUUGCUACACAUAAAUCAUAACCUCUCUAAUAUUAAUCCAGUUUUCAAAAGAAAUAAUCUUAGCCAUCCAAAAACAUCUACUGCGAGUAAACCUGACAGAAAUAAUGGAUUAUCUUGAUGAUAUUCUGCAUAUCGGCCAACAGUUUUAAAGGAAAAAGAUGUACAUGUUUGUCAUGCUUUAAAGUGUAGGUGAUUUAAGACGAACAAAUUGCAAUCAUAUAGGGCAUUGACAGUAAAAAAUUUUGAACCUGCGUACAAGGUCAUCAAAUACAAUACCAUUGAUAUUACCUAUCAUUCUAAAGAACUCCAAGGAAAUUUUCAAUUUUCAAAAUCUUUAACCAUGAACUGUCUUCUAAUACUUAACUAUUCAUGGUGUUUUAUGAUGCCAACCAAUAAAUAUUUUUGUACUGGAAUUUAUAAUAUUAAUCAUGGAAGUGUGUUGCAUAUUACGUAAGUGAAAUUUAAAACAAAAAUGCAUUUCAUUAUUUUUGCUGGAAUAUUGUGCUGUUUAAAAUUGAUAUUUUCUAAUACAUAUUAUUUCAGAUGAGUAAUAUUAUCUGCAGAAGAGUGUUAUCUGAAAUGUUUAAUAUUUAACCCUUGUCAUGCUGGACAAAAAUGAUUCUGCCUUUGCGACCAGUGCAGAUCAUGAUCUGCACUGUUCGCCAUUCAGUCAGUAUCUCUUUGGUUAUCACCCCUUUUUACAGUUAAUUGAAUUUUACAGUCCAAAUUGAAAGAUGGACAAGUUCAUUAUAGAAAUUUAGCAGGGUAAGGGUUAAAUUGAGUGAAAAUGCUCAGUUUGAAAACAAUCUUGAUAGCAUUGUGUGUUUUAAGUAAGAUUAUCCCAGAAUUUGUUGCAUUUUAGAUAUGUAUGUAUUUUAAGAAUAAAAAUUCAGUACAAUUGUACAUUAUA